UUCCCUCAUAUACCUAAAUAAUUUUCAAUAAAAAUCAGAGCGUGAAUACUUUCUUUUCUCCACUGAUUGGAAGCCAACCAUUUGGAAAAGCACUCAAGACAGAUAAGAUAAAUCUCUGGUUAAAAAUUACUUUUAUAUUUACGAGGAAAAUGAGAAGUUUUGUUCUUCUCUAUGAAUUUUGCUGAAGUUUGAGAGCUUUAUUGAAAAGUAUUGGCAUGCAGAGUCAUUUUCCAUUAAAAGAUGAAAGGGUAUCUGAAAUCUGUAUCUCUACGGUUUAAUCUGCAGUGAAACCAGGGCGAUUCCAAGCAGAAGAUUUUUGCUGGAUUCAAUUUUUGGGUAUGAAACAAACACAGACGCUCCUCCCCCAAGGGGCGGGGGCGGUGCCUCAGUGAUGCACCAAUCACAGCGCGCCCUGCCCUAUAUAAGGCCCUGAAGCCCCGCAGCGUUUUACGCUUCUUGUUGGGUGGUACCACCUACUUUCCUCUGUGAUAAUGGCCGAGACAGCUCCUGCUGCUCCAGCCGAUUCAGUUCCUGCUUCCGUGGAGAAACCUCCAGCUAAGAAACGGGGCAAGAAGCCGGUUGGCUUGACCGGUACAAAUCGGAAGGCUCCUAGCGCUUCAGUGUCCAAGUUGAUAACCGAGGCCCUUUCGGUUUCUCAGGAGAGAGCUGGCAUGUCCCUGGCAGCGUUGAAGAAGGCCUUGGCAGCCGCUGGCUACGAUGUGGAGAAGAACAAUAGCCGUAUAAAGCUGGGUCUCAAGAGUCUGGUGGGCAAGGGGAUCCUGGUGCAGACCAGGGGCACCGGUGCAUCAGGCUCUUUCAAACUCAGCAAGAAAGCCGCUCCUGAGCCCAGAAAGGGCAAGGUCAAAAAGCCAGCUUCUGCGAAGACCAAGAAGCUGGUCUUAUCCAGAGACUCCAAGUCUCCAAAGAGCGCCAAGGCUAAUAAGAGAGCCAAGAAGUCGAGAACAACCGCCGCUCAGAAAGCUGCUAGGAGCGGCCGGAAGACCAAAGACGCCAAGGUGAAACAACAACGGAAAAGCCCAGCGAAGGCCAGAGUAGCGAAGCCCAAGGCUGGGAAUCCUAAAUUAACCCAGCAGAAAACUAAUCCUAGGAAAGCAACAAACAGGAAGUAAAAUUUCUGAGGCCAAUUUUCGUAGAACCCAAAGGCUCUUUUAAGAGCCACACAAAUGAUCUUAAGAGGGUGUAACACUGGAAGUUUCCGUCAGUCUGCAAGAAAGUCUGGUCAGCCAAGUCACUUGCUAGGCGAAUUCGUUGAUGUGAGAUAAUCUCUUGUUAGACACAGUUUCUGAAGAGCUUUAAAUUCUUUGCUAUGCAGAUAGCCCACAUCCAGGAAGGUUGUACAUCUUAAAAUAGGGCAGGCUUCUUGUGAGUUCCUAAAUACUUCGAAAGAAAAUGCUGUACUAGAUUUUAAAUCUAGAAAGACGUGGAGGUCAGCUCUGUGCCUAACUAGUUUUUUUUUCUCUUCAAAUUGUGCUACUCGUGUAUGUACCUGAAUGGGUCAUUCUAGAUAAAAGUAAAAUUUCCGAAUUCCCU
This is a messenger RNA of Phacochoerus africanus (Common warthog), 1551 nucleotides long. It is a transcript of the gene H1-6, whose product is annotated as H1.6 linker histone, cluster member. Gene Ontology annotation, biological process: nucleosome assembly. NCBI's taxonomy places the organism in Eukaryota, Metazoa, Chordata, Mammalia, Artiodactyla, Suidae. The transcript has a single exon. Bases 492 to 1130 code for a protein of 212 amino acids. Gene Ontology annotation, molecular function: DNA binding; structural constituent of chromatin. The record is from RefSeq and is a predicted model, not a curated record. Gene Ontology annotation, cellular component: nucleosome.